AUGGGGAGAAUUAAGAAGGUAGCCAGCCAAAAGCAUGAGGCUACAAUCUCACCUUUCCUACAAGAAUUCAUAGGACGCAUUACUAGUGUUCCAGUUCCAGAGCUCCCAUCCCUCCUCAGCACAUUCCCCAAGCUAUGGCCGUUUCCACGCGGUGAUCUUUACCACUGGAUCAAUGUCUUGGACCGGUUCGACGAGAUCCUGGCCUCGGCCAUCGACAAAUACUUCUUGAACACUGGUCCUCAGACUCAAUUACUCACCCGAAGCGUUCUGGAGCAGUCAUACUUGGCCGACGAAGCCACGAAGCCUGUAGAGGGCAUUGAUGCCAAGUUGAACACUCUAGGAUAUGGACCGGAUGGAGACCGAGAACUUCUGGAAGCCAUUUUAGACUUCUCUCGUCUCUUACUUGAGAAGUGCGGCAACCGUAGCCUCUACAGCAGCAGUGAUCGUCUCGGCGAUCUUCUGAACACAACCUCACUGUCUCUGCUCCAGUCCACAUUGCGCCUGGCUCUGUGCUUGGCCCAACGCUACCACUCUCGUCAGCGUGGCGCCCAUCAACAGUCCGUUUUGCAAUCCCAUUAUGCUCUUGACUUGGAGAAGUUGCAAAAAAUCGCAGCACCAUUCCCACGCCCUGUUAUCGCCAGCAAAGCGCCCUUUGCCUCUUCUCCAGCAGUCUCUACCCAGGGCAAAGACCAGACAAUACAGACCAAAAUCAAUGCGAAUGAGCUCAUCUCUCUGGUGCGUGAUUCAGACGGCUGGGAGGAAUGGGGCGAUGUUCGUGUUCUCUAUUACCCCUCAGGCCCCGACCAAGCGAGAACGACCUCCGAACAUGGCCAGCCGGAGCAGAGCUUGCAUGCUCCAACCACUCCGACUCCACUGCGACGAACUGCGACCCACCCUGCUUCUAACUUAGGUCGUGGCUCGAAUGCAGACGACUCCCCACUCGCAACUCCCUCAAAGUCUGGAGAAGCAUCGCGCGGUGGCACGAUUCUGGAAAUUUCCCACUCCAAGGUUUCUUCUGCGAGUUUGGAGGCUCUCCUCGAGGUCAAUCUGCCUCAUCUUCCCCUUGAGUCGAAAUACGAGUUACUUCACAAGCUGCGAGUUGCCAAGGCCCUUACUGGUUCACGCGCCACUAGAGAACAGAUCCUUUCCAUCAAGGCUCUGGCAGUGACCAACUUGGCUCAUGUUCAGCCGGAGAGCUCAUUCCAACAGAAAGUUCUCCAAUCUGACCUGGAGCAGCCAAAGCGUCUUCAGCUUGCGUUCCAGCUUGCUGAACUAGUCCAUCUCGGCGCUAGUGGCGACUUGGAAGUCUCUCGACCAGUACAGACAUUUGCCCUCCAGACGCUGGAUGCUUUGGCUAAGCACAAGUCUCGAGCUGUAGAUGUUUGUGCAGCCUUGAGUGUCAAUGUCAACCACGGAGUUCUCAUGUUCCUGACCCGUAAAAUGGUCAAUGAACUGGGCUCGGAGAAUGAGGAUGCAGACGAGGCCUAUCAAGACGAGUGGCGGGAUAGUUUGCUUGCGCUCUUGCGUACUCUACCAAGCUCUAGCACACGUACCCCGGAGACCCUUGUUGCGGCUGGCCUGAUCCCCAUGUUUGUUGAUAUCUUGAACUUGAGGACCAGUAAAUCUCGCCGGGUCUACUCUCGUGUUAUGGAAUUCCUCGAUACAUUUGUGCAUGCCGUUCGGGACGCAUUAGGAACACUUACCGCAGCAAAGGGCUUCGAUGCCAUGUCUGAUCUGAUUGACAAUGAGACUAAGACCGCCUUUGAGAAAGUCAACCGCGGAGAAGGAUUCCCUGCACAAUACAAGAAUCCCUCCGUCGACUACCAAAUUCCUUACUUCCAACAACAGACUUUGCGUUGGAUGUUCCGCUUCGUCAACCACAUCAUGCAGCAUAAUGGUGGAGGCUUCGACCGUGUUUUACGAAACCUGAUCGAUUCACCUCAGCUGCUCACUUCUCUCCGCCUGGUAUUUGAGAAUGCUCGUGUGUUCGGAUCGCAUGUCUGGAGUAAUGCCGUCAACAUUCUCAGCAGCUUCAUCCACAACGAGCCGACCAGCUAUGCUGUCAUUGCCGAAGCUGGCCUUAGCAAGAGUCUUCUAGCUGCCGUUAUGGGCCGUGAACUCCAGGUCUCAGAAAAGCCGCCAGCAGUAGAGCCCGAAGGCGCCGGCUCGCAAGAGGAAUCUGCCUCUCAGCCGCCAUCUGCCGAAGCCGCCUCUGAAUCCGAAGGGAAGAAGAAAGGCCGCGAGUAUUAUCUCAUUAGAGCCAAAAAUACCCCUCUCGCGCCCGGGAUCAUGGCUGCAGGUGAUGCCCUUGCUUGCAUUCCUUCGGCGUUCGGAGCAAUUUGUUUGAACUCCUCCGGUCUGGAUCUUUUCCAGUCCUCUGACGCCCUGGAAUGCUUCUUUGAGAUCUUCGAAAACCCAGAGCACGUCAAAGCCCUGAAAGAUGACCCUGAACUGGUACGCUCUUUGGGUACGACGUUCGAUGAGCUUGUGCGACACCAUCCAGCACUGAAGACCUCCAUCAUGUCUGCCGUGCUUGUGAUGGCUGCCCGUGUUAACGUUCUUGGUCGGAUCAAGGCAUGGGAGCAGGGCAUGGGCACUAAAAUGUGGACCCAAGAUGGCGAUGGUAAAACCAAUCUCUCUGGAGAUAUCUAUUCUCUGUUCCGCGAAAUCGGCACAGAUGCUGCAGCAUCCAUAGAUGAUCCUUCAUCAAUUGGUGUACCCGACCUCAACGCGAACAACGCUCUCCCCAACGGCGGAACGCUUGUCGUUGGUCACCUAGAUCAUGUUCUCCCUGCCCCAGGUCCCGAUUUUGAGCCUAAGGACACGGAUGACCAUGGAUUGUCGGCUACGGACUACCUGUUCCCCGCCUUACGUUUCCUUGGGGCUUUCUUCGAGAACCAGACUAAUUGCGGUUCUUUCAUUCAAGCCGGCGGCGCGGAGUUCAUUUUGGAUCUUGCAACUCUCCAAAGCUUAUCCUUCGAUUUCCACAGCACCAACGCGAACCAGGAAAUCACUGUGCUCGUUCACAUGAUGGCGGAAACAAAGCCUCAUCUCAUUGUUCCGUCUCUUGUCAAGCGAGCCCAGGAUGCGUUGAACAAUCUCUCACCAUUCUUCCAUGCACCGACAAAGACAGGCUUCUUUACCGAGUUUAUCAAACCAGCAGACUCGAAAAUGCCCGCCAUUGAGGCUACUCCUGCCGUUAGCUCUGGCACAUUCUUUUUGAGACACCUCAACGCAGUUUUGCUUCUUACAGAUGUACUUCGUGAGGUUUUUGCAUUGCCAUUGUAUCAAACUCGACCUGGUCAGUCAACAUCUAUUUUCGGCCAGGUCAACCUUGCGGACCAAUACUGCACCUUGAUUGAGUCAUUGAGCAACCUCCUCGCUUCGUGCGUCUGGGAAGGUAUCUUGCUCGAGAAGAACAUCCCCGAGCAGUGGCUCAAAGCUACACAGGCCUCCGCCGAGAAGCAAGACCCUGGAAAGCCAAAGACUGGACCUACCGCAGAGGUUCCUCGUGAACCAUCCUCAACGCCGGGCGCUCACCCUCAAGGGGAAAGCUCCGGGGCACCUGACGCUGCCCAGGUCAAAGCAGGCCAGGAACCAAAGGAAGCCGAUACCCCCGUGGAUGAGGAGAAUCCUGCCUUCAAAAAUGCUCGGACUCUUCGAUAUCUCCUGAGUGCUCUUCCAACCACGAUCACUGGAUUUUUGCACAAUCUUGGCCUUGGCAUUAUUGGCAAGAGACGCAUUGAUCCUCUUGCGAAGCAGAAGCAAAAUGCUGCUUUAGUUGCAGAUGCUAUCGCUGAAGGUGUCCUUCGGCAGUUGCAGUUCACCCCUGCUAAUUCCAGUGACAGCCCCAAGCAUCGCUUUGCCUAUCUGAUUGUCAUUCUUUCCCACUUCUCGCACCUCCUCUAUGAGGUCUCACCAGAUCGCCCCAACGCAAACUACUUGACUACGGUUCUGCUGGCAUUCAAGAAGAUCGAUGGGCUGAAAUUGUUGAAGGAUACUUGUGACGUCUUCUUGAACGAUAUUCGGUCUCUCCCAUCUGCCGAGUCCAUCCCCGAUCAAGAUAAGGAGCUUGCUGAUCGGCUUGCAUCUGGCUAUGGUGGAAUCAAGAUAAUUCUUGGUCUCUUCGCAGAUCUCACGUGCGGCAAAUUCAUCGUGGACUCAAGCCAGACACAAGCAUUGACCUCGCACAAUGAGCGUGACCGUGAACGUUCUGAUUAUUUCAUGCCUGGCCAAUUCUUGUUGGAACUCCGCAUGGAAAUCUUACCCAUGGCUCAAGACUUGUGGAACUCGGACUUUGCCAUUCAAUCUUCGAGCACCAUUGUCAGAUUAUUGAUAGACAUCUUACGUUGUACCUUAGACGGUGAAUACGAGACUGGCGCUGCUAAAAGAUCGGACCCCCCUUCUCUCCUGCGGGAUGGGCCCAAAAAACCAUUUACUGUCCACAAAGAGCGGGCCGCUUCUCUACUCGAGAAGGGACUCAAAGAUGUUGAUCUGAACAAAGAAGCCCUUUAUCGUUGCAACAACGUUUUGAACGCGGCUGAGGAAUACUGCAGGGCACAGGAGUGGCUGCGAGCCCCACCCAGAGCUCCUCCCCCGGCCAACGAUCUCCAGACCGGUGUGCCGGAACCCGCCUCAGGCAUGGAUUCCCUUGAAGAUACAGGCAUUGAGGGCACGCCCUUCGUCAAUUCUGCCACCGGUGCGCUGGACCGCAGCACCCUGGCGAUGCUUCUGUCUUCGGCUACCGGAAAUCCCAUUGGUCAGGUGAUGCAACCAGACCAGGCUGGCGGAGACGGGGACUCUGACAUGCAUGAUGGGUUGGCCAGAGCCUUAGAUAAUGUUCUCAACGACAACGAGGAUAUGGAUAGUGAUGACCGAAGCGAAUCCCCCAGUCAAGCCCAGCCUGACAACUCAAACAUCGAAUCAAGCUCAUCUGAUCUUGCGAGACCACCACAGGGUGAACCUGGUAAACACCGAGUGAUGGCAACGGUGGAAGACCUCGAUGAGAAGAGGGCCGACAUUCGAGAGAACCUGAUUGAGCGGGCCCUGGAUAUCUUGAAUGAACACCAUGAUGUCUCUUUCGAACUGUCCGACUUGAUCACGUCAGCUAUCAAGAGGCACCACGAACCGGAAACAUUCCGCCGUGACAUUGGAGAGACUCUUGUUCAGUCGCUUGUCUCUUUGCAAAUGGAGAAUUUCCAGACAGCCGGAAAGAAGAUUGCUGCCUAUGCUCAUAUUCUUGCGCUGACUCUCCAAGAUCGUGAAAUGUACGAUGCAACCCUCGAAGAGCUGAAGGACUGCUUUUCGACUUUCCUAGGGUUCAUCAAGUUGCCUCCGCCCGAAAAAGCUGACCAAGAGACCUUCCCUUGGGUUGGACAUGUUCUACUUAUCCUUGAGAAAUUGCUUUCUGAUGAUUGCCAACCACCCAAGAUUGAAUGGACCCCACCAACCCUCGACGGGCCUACUCCUAGUGCCGACGAGCCGGCUCGCCUCGGAGAUCCUCUUGUCUCUCUCGACGAGAAGACCCAACUAUUUGAAGCUUUAGUCGAGAUUCUCCCCAGAGUGGGCAAAGAUGACACUCUGGCGCUCUCCAUGUGUCGUGUUCUUGUCAUCCUUACUCGUCAGCGUAGCAUUGCCGCUCGCUUUGGCGAAAAGCGCAAUCUCCAACGGUUGUUCGUGAUGGUGAAGCAGCUCUCCAGUGCGGCCAAUGACAAAAUGCGAAGUGCUUUCAUGCUGAUUCUUCGUCACAUUGUCGAAGACGAAGCAACUAUUCGCCAGAUCAUGAGGAGUGAGAUUGUUGCCAGUUUCGAGUCCAAGACUUCUCGCCAGAUUGACACCAAUGGCUACAUUCGCCAAAUGUAUCAUCUCGUGCUCCGAGCCCCCGAUAUCUUCGUGGAAGUGACUAAUGAAAAGCUUCGCUUGCUCCGAUAUGACACCCACCAGCGCCCACAAGUUCUUGGACUGAAGGCAGACAAGGAUCGCCAGGCUCGGCGCGCAGCCAAGCCCGAAGCCACUGCGGACGACGGCAAUCCAGAGUCAACUACCACAGCUGAGGUGUCCGCGCCCGAUGAAAAGGAACAGAGCAGCGAGGACAAGACCAAAGCUCAACCCAAGGCUGCCGAAAUGAAAGCCCCCAUUGUUGAGAACCCAGACGGUGUCAUUCAUUAUCUGCUUUCGGAGCUUCUAUCCUACAAGGAGGUCGAUGACAAAGAGCCGAGCCUUGACUUUGAUAAGACGACGGACCAGUCCAGUGCACAAUCCGAUGUUGAAAUGACAAUGGAUGAGCCUACUCCCCCAGCCUCAAGUGCCGCUGAUGGACAGACUGCCCAAGGUUCCAAGAAGGCAGAAAAGCCCCAGUUCAAGGCAGAUGAUCACCCCAUCUACAUCUACCGCUGCUUGCUUCUCCAGUGCCUGACUGAACUUCUUUCCUCUUACAAUCGUACUAAAGUCGAGUUCAUCAACUUCUCUCGCAAGGCUGAUCCGCUUGCCACCACCCCUUCCAAGCCACGCUCUGGUGUUCUCAACUAUUUGUUGAACGUCCUUGUUCCCCUUGGAACUAUGGAUCAUGAUGAGUCUCUAGCAUUCAAGAAGCGUAGCAUCACCUCAACAUGGACUAUGCAAGUGCUUGUUGCUCUUUGCACCAAGACUGGCGAGUUUGGCGGUGUCGGUAGACGCCGCACCGAACCAAAGCACGAGGAGGAUGAGCCCGAACUUGCAUUCGUCCGCCGAUUCGUUCUCGAGCAUGCCCUCAGGUCUUACAAGGAUGCCAUGGCUUCCAGCGAGCCUCUGGAUGUCAAAUACUCCAAGCUCAUGUCACUUGCGGAUUUGUUCGAUAAGAUGCUCAGUGGCUACUCCUUUACCAACGACGCAGGCUUCCCAACAUCAACCCGGCAACUUGCGAAGACUAUGUUUGAGAAGCUAUUCAUUCCCACGCUCACCGCAUCUGUUGCUGAUGUUGACCUGAACUUCCCGUCAGCAAAGCGCGUUAUCAAGUAUAUUCUUCGUCCUUUGAACAAACUUACCCAAACUGCCGUUCUUCUCAGUGAGAAUUCCGACAUCUCAACUCCAGGCGACAACGAGCAUGAUGAGAUCUCCUCGGCAUCCUCUGUCUCCGGAAUUGAAGAUGAACGCGAAGAGACCCCUGAUCUCUUCCGUCAUUCCACUCUUGGAUUGCUCGAACCUCGUCACGAUGAAGAAGAGAGCAGCACGGAGGAGUCGGAAGGAGAGGAUGAUGAAAUGUACGACGACGAAUACGACGAAGAAAUGUAUGAUGACGAGGAUGUUCCCGAAGACGAUGGCGAGGUCGUCAGCGACGAAGAUGACGACGGCAUGGGCCCCAUCGAGGGUCUUUCUGGUGAUGCAGUCGAAGUCAUUCUGGACGAAGAUGAAGACGACGAUGACGACGACGAGGAACACGAUCAUCUAGACAUGGACGAUGACAUGUAUUCUGGAGAAAUUGGUGGUGAUCGUGACAACGAAAGUCUUGAAGAUGGUGACGAAGGCGAAUGGGAAAGUGAGGAAGUCACCGAAGACGAAGAGGAAGUCGAGAUGAUGAAUCAAUUCGAGGACGAAAUGGCCGAUAUCAGACAAACCAGUCGCCACCAUGGCGGAGAUCAUCAUAUCGGUGACCUCUUCCGUGCCCUUGGCGAAAGUGGCCCAGCUGGUGUUGACCUUCAUGGUGAUGCUCUUGGUGGUGAUAUCCAUGAAGAAAUUCUCGAUGAUCUAGAUGAAGACGGUUCGUCACUUCGAAACCUCGCAAGAUACUCUCAGUCCCCCUCGCUAACGUCUAAUUUAGUUGACGACGAAGAUGAAAUGGAUGAACUCGAGGAAGAUAUGGACGACUUUGAUGAGGGAGAAGGAUCAUUCGGGGAUAUGGACGAUGAGGAUCUCCUUGAGCCAUGGGGAUGGGAAGGCGAGGAACCCCCCAUGCCCCGAGGCCAUGCCCACUCUCGUUUCCGUGGUACUGCUCCAGCUUGGGCUGCUGUCACAGAAAUUAUGCCUGGUCGCCCUGCUGGUCUUGUUCCCAUUCAACCCUAUCACCGUGUUCACCGUACUCAGCUGCCAUCGCGUGGCGGAAACGAUGAUGGUACCAACCCGCUGCUGGUUCGUUCUGAUCGCCCAGAUGCCGCUGCUCCACCAGGCGGAGCCGCCAUUGACCCCAUCGCCGGUUGGCCCCAAGCUAUGGAUCUCUCCAACGGUAGUCGGGUUGUGGCAAUGGAUAGCCCCAUCAGCUUCAUGAAUGCCAUUAUGCAAGCUAUCGGUGGACAGGCCGCACCAGGAUUCGGCGUUGUCACACGCCCCGACGGUAUCCACGUCCAUGUUGAUCGACACACAGUCUUACCCGGUCGCAUUCAGGAUAUGCUUGGAAUUCCUCGAGGAUCAGGCCCUCCAACCCGUACUCGAGGUGACGACCCGCAUACCGCCGUGAAGUUCGGUCUUUCGACUACGAAGAACCGCUGGCAAGAAGAGGCUCGCAUUCUCUACAGUAACCAAUACAUCGAGCGUGCUCAGCGUGUUCUCACCUCUUUGCUCAAGAAUCUACUCCCCCCUGCCAUCGAGGAGGAGAAGAAACGUCUGAAGGAAGCUGCCGAGGAACGUGCCCGCCAAAAUGCCGAGCGUGCCGAGAAGGAACGCGUGGAACGCAUUGCCGCCGAGGAGAAGGAGAAGGAGCGCAAGCAGAAAGAAGAAGAGGAAAAGGCUAGACUUCAGGCAGAAAAAGAGCAGCAGGAAGCUGAACGUCAGGCUGCCGGGGCCGAUGAGCCCAUGGGAGACGUCCCAGAAGAUGACACUGCAUCCGAGGCCGGUGGUCCAUCAGCUCAAUCACAGGCUGAACCAGCUGAACCAGCUCCUCGGAUCCACACAGACAUCAGAGGCCGACAAGUCGAUAUCACUGAUCUUGACAUUGACCCAGAAUAUCUGGCCGCCCUUCCAGAGGAGCUUCGAGAGGAGGUCAUUAUGACCCAAGUUGCCGAGCAACGCUCUCAAGCUGCUGCUGCGGGCGAGGAGCCUACCGAGAUCAACCAAGAGUUCCUCGAAGCCUUGCCUGCUGAAAUUCGGGAAGAGCUACUUCAACAGGAAGCAGCCGAUAGACGUCGACGUGAACGUGAAGUUGCUCGGCGGCAGGCAGCCUCUGCUGGCGGGCCUAGCGCAGGUCCUCCAGCACAUGCAGAAGAAAUGGAUGCGGCGAGCUUCCUGGCCACUCUUGACCCAAGUUUGCGCCAGGCCGUUCUAGCCGACCAACCGGAGGAUGUUCUUGCAACUUUGGGCCCAGAGUACUUGACUGAAGCUCGUGCUGUAGGUGGCACCGGUCGCCGCAUGGCUCAAUUUGGUGAUAUGAGUGCUGUUGACCCAAGACGAUCCGAGCCUGCUGGAGGCCAAUCGUCGAAGAAAGAACGACGCCAAAUUGUUCAGAUGCUUGACAAGGCUGGCAUUGCAACUCUUCUCCGUUUGAUGUUCAUGCCUCUCCAUGGCAACGCUCGUCACCAGCUGAACGACAUCCUUCACAAUGUCUGUGAGAACCGUCAGAACCGAAGCGAAGUCAUCAGCCUUCUGCUCUCAGUUUUGCAGGAUGGUAGCGUUGAUUCCACUGCAAUUGAGCGCAGCUUCUCCCAUCUUUCCUUGCGUGCAAAAUCCUCUGGGUCCCAGAAAACACCACUUUCUAACAAGCGAAAUAUGCCUCUUCAAUCUGCUUCCAGCGUCAGCAGCGAAAUCACCCCAAUCAUGGUUAUCCAGCAAUGUCUCAACACACUGUCUUUCCUGUCACAGUUCAACCCUCACAUUGCCUGGUUCUUCCUAACGGAGCAUGACUCCUCUUCGGCUGCCAAGCUCAAGGGAAUGCGCAAGGGCAAGGGCAAAGAAAACCGAGCCAACAAGUAUGCCUUGAAUGCACUACUCUCUCUUCUAGAUCGCAAGUUGAUUAUGGAGAGUCCGAACUGCAUGGAGCAACUGUCUAGCCUUCUCAGCAGCAUCACUCAGCCACUGACUGUUCUCCUUCGUCGUGAAAAGGAGCGCCAAGAAGAGGCCGACAAGGGUAAAAAGCCUGAGGGUGCUGAAGUCGAAGAAAAUAAUGAUCAGCCUUCCGAAGCUCCCGAUACGGCCAUGGACACCUCCAUGACUGAUGCCCCGCUGCCUACCGUGGAGACCUCUGAGACCACAGGCCAAGAGACUACUGAGACGGAGGACGCAUCUGCCGAGAACAAGAAGCCCACUGAUCCAAAGGAGCCCGCCGAGGAGGAGAAGCGCAAAAAGCGUACCAUCGAGCCCCCCGUGGUUCCGGACCACAAUUUCCGCCUUGUUGUCCAUAUUCUCGCCGCUCGCGAGUGUAAUGGAAAAACUUUCCGCGAUACCCUUUCUACUAUCAACAACCUUUCCGCCGUCCCGGGGGCUCGCGACGUUAUCGGCAACGAACUCGUCGCCCAGGCCCAGGCUCUCAGUGAUACUAUCUUGCAGGAUCUAGAGGACCUUCUUCCUCACAUCAACCAGGCCAAGACGGGUACCGAUAUGCAAGGUCUUGCUCUCGCCAAGUUCUCCCCCGCCAGCUCAGACCAGGCUAAGCUUUUGCGUGUUCUGACGGCACUGGAUUAUUUGUUUGACCCAGCCCGAGUGGACAAGACUAAGGGCACUGAGCCAGAGUCCGCUCCCAAAGAGGACGUGCUCAAGAGGCUUUAUGAGAGUGCCACAUUCGGUCCACUUUGGACUAAGCUGAGUGACUGCCUAACCGCUAUUCGCCAGAAGGAGAACAUGCUGAACGUGGCCACCAUUCUUCUUCCCCUAACCGAGGCCUUGAUGGUUGUCUGCAAGAACACAACUCUGAAGGACCAACCCCUGUCUCGCGGCAGCCGUGAGUUGUCUGUGACCAGCGCCCCGGCUGAAACUGGUAUUAGCAUGGAGAAUCUUUUCUUCAAGUUCACCGAGGAACAUCGCAAGAUUCUCAAUGAGCUUGUACGCCAAAAUCCCCGCCUGAUGAGCGGUACCUUCUCCCUGCUCGUCAAGAACCCCAAGGUGCUGGAAUUCGAUAACAAGCGCAACUACUUCACCCGUCGUGUCCAUUCGCGUGGUGCUGAGCCUCGCCAUCCCCACCCUCCACUCCAGCUCUCUGUUCGUAGGUCCGAGGUUUUCCUCGACUCCUUCAAGUCUCUCUACUUCAAGAGCGCAGAGGAGUUGAAACAUGGCAAACUGAACGUUCGAUUCCACGGCGAGGAGGGUGUUGAUGCCGGUGGUGUCACCAGAGAAUGGUUCCAAGUUCUUGCCAGAGGCAUGUUCAAUCCCAACUACGCUCUCUUCAUUCCUGUGGCUGCCGACCGGACUACCUUCCACCCCAACCGUCUCAGUGGCGUCAACGCGGAACAUCACCUGUUCUUCAAGUUCAUCGGUCGCAUCAUUGGUAAGGCUUUUCUACAAAAACAUUCUUGGGCGUUCCGUUUCUAUCAAGGACAUGGAGACGCUCGAUUUGGACUACUACAAAUCGCUCUUGUGGAUGUUGGAGAACGACAUCACUGA
Penicillium salamii is the source of this 11499-nucleotide messenger RNA. The record is from the annotation of a GenBank genome assembly. Lineage: Eukaryota; Fungi; Ascomycota; Eurotiomycetes; Eurotiales; Aspergillaceae.